This is a messenger RNA of Caenorhabditis angaria, 4503 nucleotides long. The record is from the annotation of a GenBank genome assembly. NCBI's taxonomy places the organism in Eukaryota, Metazoa, Nematoda, Chromadorea, Rhabditida, Rhabditidae.
AUGAUGGCAGCACGCGCCGAUUAUCACGAAGGUGUCUCAUGCGACGGGUGCAGUCAAACCGCUUUCAAAGGCAUGCGCUACAAAUGUCUGCGCUGCAACGACUACGAUUUGUGUCAUAUGUGCUUUCGCGACAAAAAUUUCGGCGAGCAGAACGCCACAGAAGUUUCGGCUCACGAUGACACACAUCCAAUGCAAAUGAUUAUGACGCCGCUGGAUUUUGUUACGUGUUAUGAGGGUGAUCCGAGUAGAAAUUAUGAUACUUGUAAAAUCGUCAGCUUUACUUGCCCAUAUUGUCAUAUGAAUGGUUUUAAUCAACGGGGAUUUGGUGCACAUGUUACUACAGUACAUCACGAUCCACCAUCUUAUAAUGUUGUGAGUCAUUUUCACUUUUGAAAAUAGAUUUCGCAAUGAAUUUCAGAUUUGUCCGGUUUGCAUUAGUAACCCUGAAACGGAACACAGUUCAACUCGAGAUACCGAAAAUCUCCGCGCACAUUGGAACGAGAAUCAUGCAAAUCAUAAUGAUUCAUAUCGAAAUGAGCCGUCUCGCGCAGCCGCCAAUCGUAGACCAAUGUUAGCUCGACGAACAGUUCGACAAGUCGGCCAACAAGCACAACAACCAAGACCUCAAAUGACACCAGUUUGGCCAAUGGAUACAGAUAUGGAUAUGAAUGAGUUCCUGAGAACCAUGCGGGAUUCUUUAACAGCGGGGGGAACUGGAACCGCGCUCGAAAUGCAACGCCCCGCCUUCAUUCAACAGCACAUUAUGCGCAGUAAUGCGCGGAACAUUGAACAACAAGCUGCUGCUGCCGCGGCAGCCGCAGCGAGUGCCGCCGCAACAAUGCCAACCGGCCCGCCUGUGAUUUCGCAUGGAAAUAUGAUUCGACCGUUGAGAAGUACACCGGUUUAUCAACAAACUUCGGAUUUCGGAGAGGCGGCGCAUUUUUUGGAUGAUUUUACUGAGGAUGAUUUUACGAGUGAUGAUCAGGCGAUUUUGCCAGCGAUUAGACCGGGAGAAUCGGGAAGUCAAGAAGGUGGAGCACAAUUUUCGAUUGGCGAAGAGCAGGGGUAAAUUUUUGGCAUUCAAAGGUCACAAAAGUAGUCAGGAGCUCAAGAAAAUUGAAAAAUAACAGGGGAACUAGAAUUUCAACCUGCAAAACCUAGUCCCUCUGUUUAAAAACCUGAAAAGUGCUCCGGAGCAAAAACCUAGUCCCCCUGUUGUUUGAACCUGAAAAAUGCUUUGUGAGCCAAAAAAUGCACGAGGACUAGAAUUUUAACCUGUAAAACCUAGUCCCUCUGUUGUUUAAACUUGAAAAUUCCUUCGGAGCUAAAAAACUCAAAAAUAACAGGGGGACUAGAAUUCAAACCUGCAAAAUUUAGUCCCUGUGUUGCUCAAUCUUGAAAAAUGCUCGGGAUCCCAAGGAAACGGGGGACUAGAAAUUCAACCUGCAAAACCUAGUCCCUCCGUUCUUUAAACCUGGAAAAUGCUCCGGAGUCAAAGGAAACAGGGGGACUAGGAUUUUAACCUGCAAAACCUAGUCCCUCUUGUAAAAUCCACGUGUUUUUCAGCAAUUCCAACCAAAAAUCCACGUGUCGACAAACCCAUCUCUGUGAUUCAGACAGUGAAUAUGAACUUCAUAUGGCCAGUGAUGGAGAUGUAAGUUAUCCCUAGCUUUCUAGGAAGUUACCCUAACUUAACUUCAGAUUUCAAGCGAAGACGAGAUUUUAGACGAUCGCGGAUUCCGUCAAAAACCAUUCGGAAAUCCCGACAAACAUCCAGAAAGAGACGAAAUUUGGAAGGAAUUACGCGAAAAAUUGACAGCCGACGAGAUCGAAAUUGUGUUGGGCGCUCUGAAAGCCGAACCCGGAUUCGAGUUGGAUGAUCGAGGAGAUAUUGAAGAGACGGAUGUGAAUGGAGGAGUUAUGGGGCCUGUGAUGGGACCGACUGGGCUUAUUGGACCUGGAGGACCUGGAGUGAUUGGACCAGGGGCUGGUGCAACUGCUACACCGUAAGAUUUUUUUUUUUUUGAUCUGGCAAACAUUUUAAAUUUGGAUUAUUCGCGCUAAAGCGUGAACGUAAAUUUUGCCUUGUAAGGUAUACUGUACCUCGAACUGCAAAUAUAUGUAGUUUAGCGAGGGUUUUCCGGGCUGCAAGGAUUACAGUAGCUUCCAGACUAGAAAGAUUAUUGUACUGUAAUUUGAAAAUUUUUGAAUUUGGAUUUUUCGCGCCAAAUUUGCCACGUGGAUUUUUGUGGAGCGAAAUGAGAACAAUUCAAAUGUUUGAUUUUCGGCUCAAAGAAAAAUAAAAUUCAAAUUUGUAUUUUUCGCUCUAAUUUUGCCACGUGGAUUUCCGGGCUACAAGGAUUACUGUAGGUCACAAAGGAAAGAGGUAUACUGUAACGAGAGGGGUACUGUAGCUCCCAGACAAGAAAGAUUCUAUACUGUAUUUUAAACAUUUUUGAAUUUGGAUUUUUCGCGCCGAAUUUGUCACGUGGGAUUUUUUUGCGCGAAAUGAGAAAAUUUCAAAUUUCGAUUUUUCGCGGUAAAUUUUGCCACGUGGAUUUUUAGAGCGAAACGAAAUGAAUUUCAAAAUAGGGUUUUUUAGCGCGAAAAAAAAUUCAGAUUUUUAAGUGUAAACGCGGAGCAUCGUAGUUUUUUAAAUUAAUUAAAUUAUCAAACGAGGCUCCACCUUUACGAGCAUUUUUUUUCUAGAAAACUGAGCAUUGCACGAAUACUUCAAACCAGAAAAUUUUUUGGAUAAAGCCCGUAGAAAAAAACGUUGAAAAAUCGAUUUAUAACAAAAAAUCCGUGUUUCUCGACGUUCUUUUGAAUUUUUCUUAUUGAAAAAUUUUUGUGGCGAGAUAUUUAAUGUUGAAAAUCCUUAAACAUUUAGUUUUUGAAAAAUUCCUGGAUCAAUUUUUUGUUAUAAAUGAUUUUUUCUAUCCCAUAACUCACAAAAAUCGAUAAAUCCUCCUCAAUUUCAAUAUUUCCAGAAUCGAAGCAGGUCCUCGUCUCCUUGCAAAUGGCACCUGGGUCCUUCCACCAUAUCCAGGUGAACCAAAUUGGCUUCCCCUUCGCUUCGAUGGUCCCCCAUUAGCAACUUAUGGUUGUGGCCAAUAUUGGCGAGACAAACGAUUCUUGCGUCAACGAAAAUUCCAUCGUGAUCAAAGUAUGGCUUCGACACAAAAAGAGGAUAUUGAUAAGGCGAAUGUUGCGUUGGCAAUUUGUCGUGCCACGUGUCAUGGAAUAAAUGAGCCGGAAGGAAGAGAGGUUAAAAUUCGAGCAUAUGAUCGACCGGAUCGAGCGAUUCGUCGAGCAAUGAGACAUUUGAAUUUGGGGGCGGCGAGCGAUGAAAAUGGAGAGAAGUUGUUGAAUAUUUCGCAAAUUGUGGAAGUUGAGGAGAAUGUCAGAAAUGAACAAGCCACCAAUGAACCUGUUGUGAGUUUUCGAUUUUUGGAAGAGAUGGCCUAGAAAACCCAUUUGGUUUUCUCGUCCACCCCUCUUAUAUUUUUUUGCUUUUAAUGCUAAAAAUUUGUGCAACUCACGUUUUCUUCUCUAAAAAUGCUGCCUGAUUGGAGAAUUUUUUAAAUUUAAAAUACUCGAAAAAAUUUGAAUUUUAUUUUUUUGCGCUAUUUUUGUGUCACGUGAUGAAAUUGGCGGGAAAGAAUAAAAUUUGAAUUUGAUUUUUUCCUGCCAUUUUUGUCACGUGGAUUUUUUUUUUGGUUUUUUUUUUGAUUUUUAGAGCUUGUGUAUCAAAUUUGAAUUUUUCACAUUUCGCGCCGAAAAAAUCCACGUGGAAAAUGAUUUCAAUUGAAUUCUUGGCCGGAAAAGUGAAAAAUUCAAAUUUUGUUUUUUCGCGCCGAAUUUGCCACGUGGAAUUUCUGCUGCGAAACGAAAAAAGGUCAAUUUUCGAUUUUUGUUGCUAAGUUUUCCAUGUGGAAUUUUUUGGCGCGAAAAUUUCAAUUUCAAAUUUGAUUUUUUCCCUCAAAUUUGCCACGUGGAAUUUUUAGCGCGAAAUGAGGAAAAUUCAAAUUUCGAUUUUCCCCCAAAUUUGCCACGUGGAUUUUUUAGCGCGAUUCAAAAAAUCUUCAAAUUAUUCAAAUUUUCCAGAUUCUUUUCGAUGAAUCCGAUUUUCUGGACAAUAUCACACUAUCCAACGGAAUUCUAGAAGCUCCUUCCUCAACUCUCCAAGAUAUUCCAGAAAAUCCAGAAGAAGCUGAAAAUUUGGAAGAAGAAGAAGCAGAAGAAUCGCAUAAUGAAUCAUCGAUACAGUAAGAUUUUUUGGAAAAUUUCAAACGACACUCCGCUUUUACGAGAAUAGAAAAAAACAGAAAAAUUUGGCUCUAAAACUCAAAAAAUGUCCAAUUUUGCAGAGCUCCAGUUGAAAUAAUAAUCGAACAUUCUUCUUCAGAAUCCGGUGAUGAAACUGAAGUUUAUGAAGAAGAAGUUGAAGAAGCUGUUGAUGAUAUUGAUGAUGAUGAAGAUUUGUUAUCAACGAGUACCUAA